Molecule: messenger RNA, 1620 nt
Organism: Fundulus heteroclitus (mummichog)
Lineage: Eukaryota; Metazoa; Chordata; Actinopteri; Cyprinodontiformes; Fundulidae
Product: glucose-induced degradation protein 8-A homolog
Exons: 5
Coding region: 115-801 (228 amino acids)
Biological process (GO): positive regulation of canonical Wnt signaling pathway; proteasome-mediated ubiquitin-dependent protein catabolic process
Cellular component (GO): cytoplasm; nucleus
Molecular function (GO): protein binding
Source: RefSeq, a predicted model, not a curated record
GCAGUUUAUUCAGUGCCUUUUAAGCAAGAGGGAAGAAGAAGAGGCUCGCUGUCCGUUAGCUAAGCUUGCUACUAUUGGGAAGUAGCAACAAUAUUUCAGCAUCGUAUCAUCAUAAUGAGUUAUGCAGAGAAGCCGGAGGACAUAACAAAGGAAGAGUGGAUGGAUAAACUCAACAAUGUCCACAUUCAGAGAACUGAUAUGAAUAGGCUGAUAAUGAACUAUCUGGUUACAGAAGGAUUCAAAGAGGCAGCAGAAAAGUUCAGGAUGGAGUCCGGAAUAGAGCCCAGUGUGGACCUGGACUCCUUAGAUGAACGGAUUAAGAUCAGGGAGUUGAUAUUAAAAGGACAGAUCCAGGAUGCCAUUGCCCUUAUCAAUAGUCUGCACCCAGAACUGCUGGAUACGAACCGUUACCUUUAUUUUCACUUGCAGCAGCAGCAUCUUAUUGAGCUGAUUCGUCUGAGGGAGACAGAGGCUGCCCUUGAAUUUGCCCAGUCUCAGUUAGCAGAGCAGGGAGAGGAGAGUCGAGAAUGUCUGACUGAGAUGGAGAGGACGCUGGCUCUACUGGCGUUUGACAACCCAGAAGAUUCACCCUUUGGAGAUCUGCUCAACAUAAUGCAGAGACAAAAGGUCUGGAGUGAGGUUAAUCAGUGUGUACUAGACUACGAAAACAGAGAAUCUACUCCGAAGCUGGCCAAGCUACUGAAACUACUGCUGUGGGCUCAGAAUGAACUCGACCAAAAGAAAGUCAAGUAUCCCAAAAUGACUGACCUCAGCAAGGGAACGAUUGAAGACCCCAAAUAAAGAAGAUUGAAUAAAUAACACAUUGUUACAAAAUGGACACAGUUCUUUAUCUAUUUAUAACACAGGAUGCUGAACCAGAUAGAGUACAACCUUUUCUUUUUUUGUAAGGGUUGCCUUUUGAUACUUUACUAAUUCCCAACUGGACGGAAUACAGUUUAAGGUUACUUCUUACUCAACAAUAACAACCAAACCCGUUAUUUUAUUUGGAAUUAUAAUUUACAUAUUUGUCUAUGUAAAGCCAAAAUGUUUUAUUUACUCUGGUUUUUCUGUCUGUUGGCAGGGAAUGUUGGCAGUGGAGGUUGUAAAUAAAGCCUAAAUUAGGCUGAUGGUGUGUAUAUGUGUGCCCAUUUUAAGGAUGCAGGGUUUCAUCAGGAAAAAAACUGCUGGCUCAAUGUGCAAUGCUUAAAAUAGACAUUUUUUUUUUCUUUUUUUUACAUUUCUACCAGUGGGAUUUCAUCUGGUACUUCCAUGUGAUAAAGGCUACUGCAACUCUGAAAGUUAAAUUUAAUUUAGGAAUCAUAAUGUAUUCUUGAGACACUAAAGAUGGUGGUAAAGAUACACAAACAUGAAUAGAAACCCUCAAGCUUUAUGUUAUGGUAGUAAAUUGAUAAUAUUACUGGAGUAUUAAACAUUUUCACAGCGUACUGUGACUAUGUAAGUUUGAGGAACAUGAUGUUAAAAGACAUGAAUGGGUAGAUACGCUUGCAAACAUAGACACUAUUAUGUAUGAGUGAUUUACAGUUGUAGAGACUUGGCUAAAAUUUGAUGUGCUUUUUCCCCCCUGGUAUAUUACUUUGCAAUAAAAGUAAAUUUUUUGAA